UGGGAGGGGAAGGGAUGGGAUGGGAGGGGAUCGUGUAUCUUUAUAACCUUUCUAAUUCUCCUGUGCUAAUCUCAGAGGGGCUACCCCUCAAUAUAUCUGGAUUAUCCGUGUCACUGGGAUGUUUCAUGUUUUGCUCAUACUGUCCACAUAGGUGGGGGGAGAAGAGGGGAGGGCAGGAUAGAGCUCAGGACAAUAACUCCCUCAGCAAUAGAAUAACUCUCAGAAGAAAGGGUCUAUGUUGCUUGUCUUCUCUCAUAUCUGCUGAGUCCUUUUGCUCAACAGCAGAAAUGGGGACUGGAGCUUCUUCACAGUUCCCCAUCCCCAAACAUAGGAAUUCUGGGAGAGGUUUUGAAAGAGGGCAAAUAAUAUACUUUCUAGGGAGGGUGGCAUAGCUAACGUUUAAUAAUAAUAAUAUCCAUAUGGGACUUUAAGGUUUGCAAAGAAUUUUACAUACAUUAUCUCCUUUGAUCCUUACAACAACCCUGUGAGGUAGGAAUUAUCAUUACCCCUGUUUUGCCCAGGAGAAAACUGAGAUUAAGUGAUUUGAACAGUCACACAGCUAUUAAGUGUUUGAGGCUGAAUUUAAAACCAGAUCUUCCUGACUCCAAGUCUAGCACUCUAGCCACUAGACUACCCAGCAUGAGCUACGACUCCAUGGGCUGACUUCUAUAAUUCUGUGAUCUCUAGGACAUCUGGGUAGAAAGACUGCAUUAAAAACAAAAAUCUCCCCCAACACUGUUAACUCUUCUUUAGUAUAAGAUGCCUUUCCCAUAAUUCAUCUUAUCAUUCCACUGCCACUAUUUUCUGUCUUAGAUGGACAUCCUAGGAGGGACCUAGGCAGAGACCCCAGGGUAGGACCUAAGCAGCUUUAACUAGGCCAUGCCAAAAGCCCAGGACACUCCCUGAACAUCUUUAAACUACUGCUCUUUCUAUACCGAGCCCAAUUGCUCAUAUCCUAGACUCCUCCAACCUUGAGCUCAGAGGUCUAACAUAGUUGAAAAAUUGGCCAAGUAGUCAAAAUGAAGGAAAGGAUGAAGAAACUGAGACCGACGUGGGAUUGGAACAGGUCCACCAAAAAGGAAAGUCAUUUAUUUGGAGGUGAUGACCCACAGAGGAAGGAUAGCAUCUUCUCAUGAUUAUCCAUUGGCCUAUAUAUUAGAGGUUGGAUCACUGCAUAGUAGACUGCAUAACCCCAAGUGCCAGGCUAACAGGAAAAGUUUCUCUCACCUCAAGCCUCUGCUGUGACAUCCCCCAACUAGACAUCCCAGGGGAAAUAAUACCACAGACUCCCAGAAGAAUGGAAAAUUGCCUCCAAGGGUAGCCUUCUGGCCUGUCAUCCCCCUAAUCCCUUCCCACUCACACAUUGAACAAACACAGUCAGAAAGAACCAUGCUAACACUCAGACACCCACCUCUGGUGACACAUACCACUCAAAGUGAUACACAGGGACACACCCACACAUCGGUACACUCACAUCCAGCUGUCUCAGGAUAGGCAACAGUGCAAUAUACUGAGACUGGUAUCUAGAAAACCUACACACUCCACAUAUACAGUACUGUUGAUAUAAUCACACACAUCCCACCACAGGCUACCACUAACAGCCUCUCUUGUUCACAAGGAGCUCUUGGUGCUCCCAGGUUUUUCCUAGAACCCAGCCUGAAAAAGCCGGAGUGACAGAGGACAUCACUAGGCACCCUUCCUCCUCCAUUUCCCAGAGCCCUUGGUGUCUCUAUUUUUCUCACCUAACCAGUCUUAUCCUUGUGGAAAGUCCCAGCUUCUUUGCCCUUCCACGCACCUCUAAGAGAAUUGCCACUUUCCAGCCCCCACCCCUUUCCUUCCCCUAUUGAAGUCCAAAGCCAAUAUUGGCCCCCAAAGCAGGAAGCUUUAGGUGUAGUAAUACACUUCCUGAAGAUUCUGCAGCUUACUCCCACCCUCUCCUGACUCCGCCCUAUAGUCCUACCCUGGGGCAUAAAGUUUCUCAUUAGCCCUUAGUUCUUAUCUUGGAGGCUCAGACACCAACACAGGCAUCUCUGUCCUUGGCCCACCCUGCCUGCCCUGAGCUCAGCCCAGAACCAUGGGGAACUGUUUGCAUCGGACAGAAUCCGGGCUUCAGAACUCCGAAAACUGGACCAUCGAUGGUUUGGAUGACGAGUGGGACACUCUGUGGAAUGAGACUUACAACUAUACUGAUGCUGACCUGGACUUGGCUGCUCCUUGCCGUUCCUGUACCCUGUUAGAUAGCUCCUCACUGCCCUUUUUUGCUCUUACUAGUGCCUUGGGCAUACUAGGUGGUGGGGCAUUGCUCUUUGUCCUCCUCAAACCCCUUGCCUGCUGGCACUCAUGCCCAGGCCGGAUCAUUCUGGCACAGCUGGCUGGGGGCAGUACCCUCUUCAGUGUUGUUUUGCCCAUCCUGGCACCAGGGUUGAACCCUAGCCCACACAUCGCCCUCUGUUGCCUGGGACAUGGGCUCUGGUAUGCCUCAGCUUUUGCCCAGGCUCUGCUGGUGUGUGUACAUGCCUACCUAGGUCCUGAACUGUGCCAAAGCUGGCUCCCCAAGCUCUCACUGGCUCUGUGGGGAGUUGCUCUGCUGAUGGCCUUGCCUGUCGCCCUGGCUAGUAAUGUUACCUCUGGACUCUGCACCUUCUUAUUCAGCCAUGACGUGUGGGUUUGGUAUGUGAUCCAUAUCGUGGUCUGCAUUGCUGUUUUCCUCAUUUUGCCCCUGAGCCUAGUUGGGGGAUGGAUAGUACAGAGGGUAGGAGGUGGAGGGCCAAGGCCAAGGGCUAAUGCCCUGUGGGCCUGGUUCCUAUUCUGGUGGCUCCAUGCAGUGAUGAUGGGGUUUGAUGCCCUAGUAAGGUCAGAAGCCUUGGUGAUAAAUAAGUGUUCUGUCCAGCAGACCCUCGAUUUCUUAUUAGAAUCUGCAAAGAUCUUGGGGAUAUUGCAUUGCCUAGCCACUCCAUUCCUGCUGGCACUGUUUUGUCACGGUGUCACCUGGCCCCCCACCAUCAACCUACUCUAGAACUUCCUUUCCCCCACCCCUCAAUCCUCCCGGCCUUAUCCUGACAUCUGGGCAUCAUAGAAGGCAAGUCCCAGUUUUCCCUGCUGCCAAUUGACAUUAAAGUUUGUGCUGCUAUAAA
Molecule: messenger RNA, 3134 nt
Organism: Phascolarctos cinereus (koala)
Lineage: Eukaryota; Metazoa; Chordata; Mammalia; Diprotodontia; Phascolarctidae
Gene: ACKR1
Product: atypical chemokine receptor 1 (Duffy blood group)
Biological process (GO): inflammatory response; chemokine-mediated signaling pathway
Cellular component (GO): membrane
Molecular function (GO): chemokine binding
Source: RefSeq, a predicted model, not a curated record